This is a messenger RNA of Rhea pennata, 1220 nucleotides long. It is a transcript of the gene RASL11A, whose product is annotated as RAS like family 11 member A. Lineage: Eukaryota; Metazoa; Chordata; Aves; Rheiformes; Rheidae. The record is from RefSeq and is a predicted model, not a curated record. Bases 74 to 784 code for a protein of 236 amino acids. The transcript has 4 exons. Gene Ontology annotation, molecular function: GTP binding; GTPase activity.
CCGAGCCGAGCCGAGCCGAGCCGAGCCGAGCCGAGCCGAGCCGAGCCGAGCCGGCCGCGGGGCCGCCCCCUCCAUGCGCCUGCCGAGCAUGUCCCAGCCCUUCCUGCUGGCGCCCAUCGCGGAGUGCCCCGCGGGGCCGCCCCGCGCCCAGGUCCGCCUCGCGGUGCUGGGCGCCCGCGGCGUCGGCAAGAGCGCGCUGAUCGUGCGGUUCCUGACCAAGCGGUUCAUCGGGGACUACGAGCCCAACACAGGGAACCUCUACUCCCGCCUGGUCCAUCUGGAAGGAGAGCAAGUGGCCGUGCAGAUCCAGGACACGCCGGGCUGUAUCCAGGUGCAAGAAGACCCUGUGCAGAUGCUGGAUGCCUUGUCUAGAUGUGCGAGGUGGGCAGAAGGCUUCCUCUUGGUCUACUCUGUCACAGACUACAGUAGCUAUGAGUCAAUUCGACCUCUCCAUCAGCACAUCCGCAAGGUCCAUCCAGAUGCGAGGACUCCCAUCAUUAUUGUGGGAAACAAAGCAGACCUUCUCCAUGCCAGGCAAGUACAGGCAAAAGAUGGACUACAGCUGGCGAAUGAACUAGGCAGCCUGUUUUUAGAAAUUUCCACGAGUGAAAACUCCCACGGUGUCUGCGAGGUUUUCCAGUAUCUUUGCAAGGAGGUCAGCAAACUUCACCACAGCAGCAGCACAGACAGGAGACGGUCAUCCAUCAUCCCUCGGCCCAAAUCUCCCAAUAUGCAAGAUCUAAAAAGACGAUUCAAACAGGCUUUAUCUUCCAAGGUCAAAUAAACCCCACUGAUAAGAUCAAGUGUGACUCAAUAGACUUCUUAUUUUUGUAAGCUAGUUAAUAAAGAUCUUUAUUUUUGUACUAAUGCCAGCGAUGUGGAAGUAAGUAUAUUGAAGCUUGCAGUUCUUUUUGCUAUUCUAUUUUGCUCAACUGUUACUCUUUUAAAUUUGAUUUAAAAAAAAAUGCUACAUAGCAACCAAAUAAAAAUCUUUGGUAGCUGGAGAAGAGGAAUUUGCUGUGAGGCUUUGAAUCUGUUUCUGUUUGGGUCUGGGAUUUGCUGUUUUAGUUCGCUCAAAUUACUUUUGUUCUUGGGUCAUUUUCCUGCUUGUAAAAUUGGGGUGAUGAUGAUGUAACACUCACUCGCCUUAAUAUUUGGAAAGCCUUAGUUGGAAAGCUUUAUAUGGAGAGGAAAAAAAAAGCAUCAUUAAACAUGGAAAA